GAAAAAAAGUUCCCAUAAAUACCCUCGAAGAGAAAGAGAACGGGAAACGAUGGGGAAACGCAAGCAUUGGCUACUGAAGACGGAGCCGAGCGAGUGGUCGUGGCCGGAGCAAACCCAGGCUGCCGGCGGCGUCUCCCGGUGGGACGGCGUCAAGAACCGACAGGCCCAGAACAACAUGCGCUCUAUGAGCCUCGGUGAUCUCUGCUUCUUCUAUCAUUCCGGCAAAGCCGAUCGCCGGAUCGUUGGCGUCGUCGAGGUCGUCAAACCCUGGUAUGAAGAUCCCGAGAAGGGUGAUGGCGCCGUGGACGUCCGAUCGGUGGGGGAGAUGAGGAGGGCCGUUGGAUUGGAGGAGAUCAAGAGGGAGGAAGGGGAGGUGAUGAAGGGUUUCGCUCUUCUCAAGCAGCCGAGGCUCUCGGUUGUUCCCGUUCCGGCGAGUGUUUGGGAUCGGAUCUGCGAGAUGGGCGGCGGGUUCAGCGAAGCGGCGGCGGAAGAGGAGGAAGAGGAGGAGUGAUGGCCGGAGAUCCGGUGAGCCACCGUCGCCUUUUCUCAAUUCCGGCUGUAAAACCCUAGGGGUAUUUUGGGAAUGAUGUUUUGGUGGAUGUAGUUUUUGGGGGUAUUUUGGGAAAGAUGUUUUGCGUUUAACACCCUGUGAUAUAAACUUAUUGCUUUUUUACUAGUCAAAUGGAGAAUUUUUUUGGGUUUU
This is a messenger RNA of Dioscorea cayenensis subsp. rotundata (Guinea yam), 703 nucleotides long. RefSeq names its product thymocyte nuclear protein 1. The record is from RefSeq and is a predicted model, not a curated record. Gene Ontology annotation, cellular component: nucleus. Bases 50 to 511 code for a protein of 153 amino acids. The transcript has a single exon. Lineage: Eukaryota; Viridiplantae; Streptophyta; Magnoliopsida; Dioscoreales; Dioscoreaceae.